GGAAACAGGAUGAAUUUGACCAGUGAAAAGUUGCCCAAGAACCCCUACUAUGCAUCAGUAUCUCAGUAUGCUGCCAAGCAUCAGAAGUUCUUUCACUGGAAGAGGGAAAAGCCCGAUCAUUACACCCAUGCUGAUUUGGUGGAUAAGGCAUUGCAGCUCCUGAAGGAAAGAAUAAGAAGAGGGGAUGCUCUGGCAUAUUUUCUAAGAGGUCAACUAUAUUUUGAAGAGGGGUGGUAUAAAGAAGCAUUAGAACAGUUUGAAGAAAUCAAAGAGAAAGAUCAUCAAGCAACUUACCAGCUAGGAGUGAUGUAUUACGAUGGGCUCGGGACCAUUACAAAUGCUGAAAAAGGAGUGGAAUAUAUGAAAAAAAUUCUUGACUCUCCAUGUCCCAAAUCGAGACACUUAAAGUUUGCUGCUGCUUACAACCUUGGAAGAGCUUACUAUGAAGGGAAAGGCGUUAAAAGAUCUGAUGAGGAAGCUGAAAGACUAUGGCUUUUUGCUGCAGACAAUGGAAACCCAAAAGCAAGUGUGAAGGCUCAAAGCAUUCUAGGAUUAUACUAUUCAACAAAAGAACCCAAAGAGUUAGCAAAGGCAUUUUACUGGCAUUCAGAAGCUUGUGGCAAUGGAAAUCUGGAGUCUCAGGGUGCGCUUGGUAUCAUGUACUUUCAUGGACAAGGCAUCCGCCAGGACACCCAAGCUGCCCUACAUUGCUUGCGAGAAGCAGCAGAGCGUGGAAAUGUCUAUGCACAAGGGAAUCUUGUGGAGUAUUACUACAAGAUGAAAUUCUUUACGAAGUGUGUUGCAUUUUCCAAAAGGAUUGCUGACUAUGAUGAGAUCCACGAUGUCCUCAUGAUCUCCCAGAUCACAGAUUGUCUCCCAGAGUUCAUCAGCAGAGGCAUGGCAAUGGCGGCCUUCUACCAUGCACGGUGUCUUCAGCUUGGUUUAGGCAUCACAAAAGAUGAAACAACAGCUAAAUUAUAUUAUUCUAAAGCUUGUCGUUUGAACCCUACAUUAGCAGAGGAACUGCACUCUUUACUUAUUCAUCAGAGAAUUUAG
Molecule: messenger RNA, 1056 nt
Organism: Jaculus jaculus (lesser Egyptian jerboa)
Lineage: Eukaryota; Metazoa; Chordata; Mammalia; Rodentia; Dipodidae
Gene: Lrp2bp
Product: LRP2 binding protein
Exons: 8
Coding region: 10-1056 (348 amino acids)
Molecular function (GO): protein binding
Source: RefSeq, a predicted model, not a curated record